AUGGCGCCCAUCCGGUUGUUCGGAGCGCAGAUGGGCGACGGUCAGUGUGCGUUGCUUAGGUUGAGGGGACUGGGAGCGGCAGUGGUUGAGGGGAGUGGGAGGAGAAGGGGAAGAUGGACUGCGAUUGCGGUACUGGAUGUACAUUUCUUAAGGAGUAAAAAGCAAGGAAUGCCCUCCGUCGGGCGUCGGACCGACACGCAACAGCCUACCGCCAAUUCCCCCAACGUCCUCCCCAUCAUCAUCGCCGCCGUCGCCCUCGUCAUCAUCGUUGUCUGCGUCAUGAUCUACUUCCGCAUCCGGCCGUUCCACAGGGUCCGUGAUUUACCGUUUUGCAUCGCAUUUUACAACUAA
Babesia bigemina is the source of this 351-nucleotide messenger RNA. RefSeq lists its product as hypothetical. NCBI's taxonomy places the organism in Eukaryota, Apicomplexa, Aconoidasida, Piroplasmida, Babesiidae. The record is from RefSeq and is a predicted model, not a curated record. Bases 1 to 351 code for a protein of 116 amino acids. The transcript has 5 exons.